Olea europaea var. sylvestris is the source of this 2692-nucleotide messenger RNA. RefSeq names its product SNW/SKI-interacting protein A. The transcript has 4 exons. NCBI's taxonomy places the organism in Eukaryota, Viridiplantae, Streptophyta, Magnoliopsida, Lamiales, Oleaceae. The coding region runs from base 612 to 2411 and encodes 599 amino acids. Gene Ontology annotation, biological process: mRNA splicing, via spliceosome. The record is from RefSeq and is a predicted model, not a curated record. Gene Ontology annotation, cellular component: spliceosomal complex.
CCUUUAAAAAACAUUUUGAUACUUGAAGCACCAAUCAAUAAGCACAAUCCUACGACUGUCAGAAAGUCGAAAAGAAACAAAUUCCUUUUCAUCCAUCGAAAAUCUAUAAACCCUAAUUCAGAAUUUAGCCCCGAUCACUUCUAACUUUAUCUUCAGAAUUCAACUGAGCUCAUCCAUCUGUUUUUCGUCUCCUCCCAUACUAACACUAGUUGAUAGCGAAGCGAAAUCAGGGUCAAUCUCAUAUCUUUUAUUAAUUCCUUGGUUACAUGAUAUUAUUGACUGUUGAGUCAUGAACAAGAUUAUCCAAUCUCCUUGUAGAGAUACCAUACUUCUUCCUCAGCAGACAGGGCGUCUUGUGGGUUUCUUAUAGGGUGUUUCCGGAGCUCACAGUUGGGGUGAGGGCCCAGAACACGGGUGGGGAUUGGGGAAAGAGGUACUACCAUUUCUGUAGAGAAGAAGCUAAGGGCACAGAAGUAGUAGAAGACCUUGUCUUAGAAGGGAUUAAAUUGACUUUUUGACCAUGCUGUUGAUAAACAGUCUAAAGGAAGGCUUAUUUCAGUGACUAUGAGAAAAGGGCACUUUAAGAAAAUAUUAAGCGUGAGGAGAGGGUGAUGGCGGCAUUAAAGGACCUUCUUCCACCUGUAAAGUCAUCAGGGACCACACAUUAUGACCACUCUAAUGAUCCUUGGUUCAAACAGAGGUACAGCUCAUCUGAGGCUGAAAUAUCCGAGAUGGUCAAGCCCAAGCCGGUGCCACCAUACUUGAAACGGGCUGGAUUUAAACCUUCGAAGCCUGAGGACUUUGGCGAUGGAGGAGCAUUUCCAGAAAUCCACUAUGCACAGUACCCACUUGGUAUGGGAAGGAGUAAGUCUCAGAAUGCCGGUUCAAAGACUUUGCCUGUUACAGUGGAUGAGCAUGGGAAUGUGAGAUAUGAUGCGAUCGUGAUGCAAAAUGAGAAUGCAAAGAAGAUUGUACAUUCACAGCAUAGGGAUUUGGUCCCGAAGGUCUUGAAAGAUGAUGAGAAAGAGGAGGAGAUAGAUGAUGAUGAGAUGCAGAAAGUGAUCGAUGAGACGACGCUGGAGACUAAGGCUGCACUUGAGAAGAUUGUGAAUGUGAGGUUGAGUGCUGCGCAACCAAAAAAUGUUCCCACACAGUCUUCGGAUUCUAAGUUUAUUAAGUACAAGCCAUCACAACAGUCAGCAGCCUUUAAUUCAGGAGCCAAGGAAAGAAUUAUCCGAAUGGUUGAUAUGCCAGUUGACCCCUUGGAUCCACCCAAAUUCAAACAUAAGAGGGUCCCAAAGGCAUCUGGUUCUCCCCCAGUGCCUGUUAUGCAUUCUCCACCUCGUCCCGUGACUGUGAAGGAUCAGCAGGACUGGAAGAUUCCACCAUGUAUUUCCAACUGGAAGAACCCUAAGGGUUAUACAAUACCGCUUGACAAACGUCUGGCUGCUGAUGGUCGGGGGCUUCAGGAUGUUCAGAUUAAUGAUAAUUUUGCUAAAUUGUCAGAGGCUUUAUAUGUUGCAGAACAGAAGGCAAGAGAGGCUGUUGCAAUGCGAUCAAAGGUUCAGAAGGAGAUGAUGAUGAAAGAAAAGGAGAAGAAAGAGAUGGAGCUGCGGGAGUUGGCCAGGAAGGCGAGAUCUGAGAGAACUGGUGUUGCUCCUGCUGCUGCAGCACAAAUGCCUUCUGAGAGGGGUGCAAUCAACAGUGAUGACAUGAGUGUUGAUUAUGAGCGUGUGAGAGAUGCCCCCAAGGAGUCAAAGGAGGAAAGAGAGGAGAGGUUGCAGAGGGAGAAAAUUCGUGAGGAGAGGCGUCGCGAGAGGGAGAGGGAGAGAAGACUGGAGGCAAAAGAUGCUGCAAUGGGGAAGAAGAGCAAAAUUACGAGGGAUAGAGAUCGUGAUAUCAGUGAGAAAGUUGCUCUUGGAAUGGCCUCGGCUGGAGCUGGAAGAGGGGGUGAAGUUAUGUAUGACCAGAGAUUGUUUAACCAGGAGAAAGGGAUGGACUCUGGUUUUGCUACUGAUGAUGCUUACAACGUAUACGAUAAGGGCCUAUUUACUGCUCAAUCUACUAUGAAUACUCUGUACAGACCGAAGAAGGAUGCAGAUGACGAGAUGUAUGGAGGUGCGGAGGAACAGCUGGACAAGUUAAUGAAAACUGAUCGUUUUAAGCCUGACAAGGCAUUUACAGGAACAUCUGAAAGAACUGGUCAAAGAGAUAGACCAGUUGAGUUUGAAAAAGAGGCUGAAGAAGCUGAUCCAUUUGGUUUGGAUCAGUUUUUAACGGAGGUAAAGAAAGGGAAGAAGGCCAUGGAUAAAGUUGGUACUGGAGGAACCUUGAAGGCUGGUGCAGGCUCUAUGCGUGAUGGUUUUGAAAUAUCUGGUAGAUCACGCAUUAAUUUUGAAAAGGGCCGAUAAAUGUGAUUGAGAAGUGGCAGAAAAAGGUCCUUUGGUCGUUCUCCCCGUGUUAUUUAGUUCCUUUUUAUGCCUACUAUUUCCACUAUAUGAAGUUAAUGUUAGAUUGGAUUUUAUUCUCAUAUUAGCUUGCUCUUAUAAUUCUGUAAUCUUUGAAUAUGAUUGCCUACUUUGGUUCAUGUUCACUUCGUUGAGAAGAUGGUGGACAAGACCGUCAUCCUGCUUUUCUGUUCCUCGCGUUUUGAUCUGUAUUAGAUAUAUCUCCCUUAUUAGCAUUGCUUUAA